Molecule: messenger RNA, 1138 nt
Organism: Hypomesus transpacificus
Lineage: Eukaryota; Metazoa; Chordata; Actinopteri; Osmeriformes; Osmeridae
Exons: 2
Coding region: 296-1120 (274 amino acids)
Cellular component (GO): nucleus
Source: RefSeq, a predicted model, not a curated record
AUAUAAUUAUUUAUUUAUCCAAGUAUUUAUUUAUUUAGUUUUGGCCCCUAUAAUGCUCCAUAUGGGAGCUGUCCACCGCCGUGGUGUUGAAACUAAAUCAAUCGAUGCCAGGAAAGUCGAUCACCCACCACUUUAUAAGCGCAUGAAUCACACACAACACCCUGUGGUCCCCACACACAGGUGCAAUUAGGCCACGCGCGCGUGUGUGUGAACACAGCUAACAGGUGUAUUCAAGUAGUAAUCAAGCCCAUUAACGCAUAUAUACCCCCCUGUGGCUAGGCACACAUAUGUGAGAAUGGAAAAAACGGGGACGAAACGAGGUAAGAGGUCACCCUCCUUUACCCCGGAGGAGAUGGCCGUCCUAAUAGAUGAGGUAAGCCAGCACCGGGAUGACCUAUUUGGGGGAACAAAGGGUAAAAAAACCCUAGUAUUAAAAAAACGCAUUUGGCAGGCCAUAGCACAAAGGAUGUCCCCCUCUAGCCCCUGUGGUCUCCGGGACUGGGGUGCGGUCAGAAAGAAAUGGCAGGAAUUUCAGAGCCAAACCAAAAAAAAAAGUGCUACGGUGAGGCAAGAGACCAUGGGCACGGGUGGUGGCGCACCCGGUGCUACAACCCUCACCCCUGAAAAGGAAAAAGUUAUUUCCAUUAUUGGAAAGACGGCCUCUGAGGGCAUUGGAGGAGGCAUUGAUAUGCUUGGGGACGAGGGCCUCUCGGGGAACAGUGAGGACGAGGAGGAGGAGGGGCCAUCUGGGAGCGGAGUACUCACAUACACGUCCCCAGGAGAGGACCACCCCCCACAACUAAGACCUGUCCCCGCGCGCCAACCAGCAGGGCCCGGUGUCCGCAUGUGGGGAGGCCUAAGAAGGCGGCCCUCCAUAAUGACCUGCACCUGCAGCGAGACGCUGGUGCAAAUAGAAAGGGAGAAACUGGUGGUGCUGCGGGGGAUAGAGGGCCACCUGGAGAGACAGACUGCCCUCCAGGAGGAGAUGGUGGCGAUGAAACGCCAGAAGUUGGAUCUUCAACAGAGACAGCUCGCACUGGCCGAGGCGCAAUUCAACCGUCCCUCCAUCUCGGUCCCAAUAAUUCUUCCCCAGGAUGGAGGUGAGGCAGACGCCCAGUGAGCCAGAGGUGCCACUGCU